Messenger RNA from Schistocerca nitens (vagrant locust), 2549 nucleotides. It is a transcript of the gene stet, whose product is annotated as protein rhomboid. Gene Ontology annotation, molecular function: serine-type endopeptidase activity. Gene Ontology annotation, cellular component: membrane. The transcript is spliced from 8 exons. Lineage: Eukaryota; Metazoa; Arthropoda; Insecta; Orthoptera; Acrididae. The record is from RefSeq and is a predicted model, not a curated record. The coding region runs from base 260 to 1144 and encodes 294 amino acids.
CGUCGCCCCGUGUUGUCGCCUGCCAGCGAGUGGGGCCACGCCGGCCGGUCGCGCCCUCACCUGUCAGCGUCGUGUGAACUCGGCGUCGCUCCUCAGGGCACGUGGUCCGCGUCCAGCGCGCCGCGACCGAUCGAACGACAGUCGAUUUGUAUUCGGCCAGGUGACCUCUCUGGCACAACUCGUGUGUGAUUACCGCCGUGUAACUGCUGCUUAGUUUACGAUCUUGUGGAUAUUCUCGCGUCGCCGGCGCCAUGUGUGGAUGACCGGCAAGCGCACCCGCAGCUUCAAAUGCGCGGUGCACCACCGGGACCGCGAGGUGUGCAGCGAGAACGACUUCCACGUGCUGGUGCAUGAGCCGCCCGUCUUCCGCAGGAUGGUGCGCAUCAUCGCGGACGAGUUCCUGACGGAGGAGAGGGACCGGAAGUACUACGCCGAUCACUACACGUGCUGCCCGCCGCCCCUCUUCAUCCUGCUCAUCACGCUCAUAGAGCUGGGCUUCUUCACGUACUACUCGGUGGCGAUGGGCGAAGUCAACCCGUCCGGGCCGGUGCCCAUCGACAGCGUGUUCAUCUACCGGCCUGACAAGAGGCUCGAGGUCUGGCGGUUCCUGUUCUACAUGGUGCUGCACGCCGGAUGGCUGCACUUAAUAUUUAACCUCCUCGUGCAAGUUCUUGUCGGCCUGCCAUUAGAGAUGGUUCAUGGAUCCUUGAGGAUAGGGGCAGUAUACAUGGCAGGUGUUCUAGCAGGUUCACUAGGCACAUCAGUGUUCGACCCUGAUGUGUACCUUGUGGGAGCAUCAGGUGGUGUAUAUGCACUGUUAGCAGCUCAUCUUGCCAAUGUCCUUCUGAACUACAAUAACAUGGAGUUCGGAAUUGUUAGAUUAAUUGGAAUAUUUUUUGUUGCAAGUGCUGAUGUUGGAUUUGCUGUUUAUGAUCGUUACGCUGCUGAAACGUUGGCACCACCUGUGUCGUAUGUGGCACACUUAACGGGAGCUCUAGCUGGCCUAACAAUUGGACUCUUAGUCCUGAAAAACUUUGAGCAGAAACUCCACGAACAGCUUAUGUGGUGGGUGGCGCUCGGCGUGUAUGCGGCAUGCACGUUGUUCGCCAUCCUUUUCAAUGUGUUCAAUCCUAGUUAUCCGUGAGCAGAUGUGACACUCCUGCCCUUUAGAAGUCUCAGGAAUUACUUUAACAGAAAAGAGUUUGACAGUGACAGCUGUGGAAAAAAAAAAAUACUUUGCUUGCGUAGAUGUACCGUGUGCAUCAUUACUGUGGGAAUGGACACUUCAAGACUGAUAGUGAAGCAAAUGGCUCAUUUGAUUUGUUAAUAAUGUGUUACAUUAAUGUUUAUUCAUAUUCUGCAUCCUAAAAGUGAUGUGAUUGUAUGAGGACAAGAAACUGUUAACUUAUUGUUACUUUUUUAAUUUCUGAUGUUCGGGGACGGUGUUAGUUUUAUACAUUCUGAGUGAAAGUGAUGAUUGAUGCUAGUCAGAAAAGAGGACUAUCAAGAGGGAAAGCAGGAGUAAGGAAUGUGAAACUCCAUUAAUUCUGUUUGAUAGUUUGUUUUUGCCUUUAUUGAUAUAUCUGGAGCCUUAAAUAAAAUGACUGAUAUUCAAAGCAAAUGGCUCUUCAGCAGUGAUAACUACCUCAUAGCUAGACUUAAUCUUCAAGUAUCUGUUACAUUUUGUAGGUAAUAUAUUAUUUUCUUUAUAUAAUUCCAUAUGCCCAGUGGCAAACUAAAUACCUAAGGCUCCAGGUAUAACUAUGUCUCUCGUGUAUUAAUUUUUGUUACUUGGAAAAGUGCUGAAAGUAAUUUAUAUUGAUGGAAUUUUGGAGUUCAAUACUCUUAAGGCGAAAUAACACUAUAAUUUAUGUAUAACAACUUUAUUUAUAUCAUUAAAGUGCCCAAUAUUAGUGUUACUUGUUGUGUAUAUUACAUAACUAAAAUUUGUUACAAACUGAUUUUUGACUGCUUUUAAUCCAUUUCAUGUUUCUGUCCAACUGUCUAAUAUAUACUGAUUUUAUACCAAAGAAAAGUAACAUGAACGGAUUAUUUUUAUGUAGGUAUCUGUAACUGUGUGAUGGCUGUUAAGAAACAAAAUAUAGCACAUGUAAUACAAUCCUACAAUGCAAAUACAUAAAUGUUUUGCAGGAACACUAUUGUCCUAAUGUAUGAAAUGUUAAGGUGUGAAUCACAUUGUUAUUGCAUCAAAAUAAGUGAAGUGCAGAUAACUCGUAUUUGAUUGACAGUGAGCUUCGUUAACUACUAUUCAUUACUUUCUCUUUCCAUAUUUAUGUUGCAUGUAAAGUUUCUGCGUUUUGGCACUAUUUCUUCCAUGUCACUCACAAAAGGGAGGGGAAAGAAUCACAACAUAAGUAUUCCACCAGUUCGAAGUAAAGUAAAUUACCAGUUGCUUUGUAACAGCUCGAUUUCUAAGGAUAUGGUGGCUUAUGUAGCAUUUAUUAUGUAACCUUUAAUUUUUGAAUGUCUGAAUGUAAUCAAAAUUUGAUUAUUGGCACUGGAAUAUGGAAAUAAAUCCAUCAUACUCA